GUGUGAAGAGAUUGUAGGCCUAAUUACUUCCUGGAUUUCGGAAUCCAGACGGGGGCUUUUUUGUUAUGGGCCUUUACAUGUCAGUUAAUGUACACAUUAAAAUGUGAUCCAGCUUCCGUUUGUCAUAUAUCACGCCCUUUUUUUUCCCCUUUCUUUAAUGUUUUCUGUUUUAGGGGGGCCUGAGGAAUACCUCAAAGUGUGGCUCAUGUCCAAAUCGCUGCUUUGAAUCGGAUCCCCAAUUUCUGGCAGUCUCCUAUGGAGAUUUUGUUUUGAAAUUUGUCAUACAUGUAUUUAACUGCCUUUUCUUCACAUGCUGCAUGUCGGCUAGAAUCUGGAUCGGGAGAAAUUGCAUGGUAAAGUGCAGAGUUAUUCAGAUUGCACUGUCAAGGUACGUGUUUGCCUUCAUUCAGAAAGACCGCCAAGCCGAGGCUCUGGUGGAGAAACUGUGUCAUCGCUUCCGAGCAACAAGGACCGACAGGCAGCCCCAGGACCUAGCCUUCUGCCUGAGCCUUCUCAACAUGAGCGAGAAGUGCGUGCGGCGCCUGCAGGAGAACCUGGCCUGCUACGCCGACAAGCUGCACGACGCCGAGGUCUACGCCUGCUUCGCCUCCAUCCUGUCCAAGGCCAAGAAGUUCUCCAAGCCCGAGACCAAGGUGAUGGUGGAGGACUUUGAGCAGAAGCUGGCCGAGUGCCACGACAAGGGAGUGGACGACGCGGCCGCGGCCGACAAGGCCAGCAAAGCAUCGGCCGCCGCCAAGGCCAGGGACAACGGUAGCCGUUCUGCCAAGAAAAGGAAUACCAAACGGCGUGGCCGUGGCAAGUCAUCCCUCGACAGUGAAGACGAGGAGGAAGAGGACAACCAGGCCACCACUACUCCAGCCCCAUCCUCGCGCAAGCCCAGCCACAGGGGCCGACAGACCACUGAGCAGAAGACCCAGGGGACAGCCGGGAAGGGGCGGCGGGUGAGGGCAGUGACCUUCUCUAGCGACGAGGAGGACAGCGACGAGCUGUUUGGGGCCGGCGAGAGAGAGAACAAAGCCAAAGAUUCGGCUUUUGAUCCGGCUGAGGAGAAGGGCAGCAGUGACACCGAGAACAGGGACCCUACCCCCACCCCGCGGGGCAAGGGCAAGACAAGGAAGUUGCACAACCCCAGGGGAACCCCCAAGGGAAGCCCCACCCCCUUGUCUCACCAGAAACAGGUUCAUGCUACGUAAACGUUACCAGGCAGUCCAGUGAAAACUGAUUGUUGUGAUGUUUUCGUUUUCGGAUAAUCAGUGACCUAUGGAAAGGGCAAAUUCCAGUCAGCAUUGGCAGUCUGAUAAUGACGUAAUUGUUGAUUCGAUAAAAUAAAUUGCUUUUGACUAAUAUUAUACGUGUAGUUUUUAUAGUUUGCUUUUUGUUUUAAAGGACAGGUUUAUCACUUUGUGAUCAGUUGAUAUUUAGAGCCUAUUUUAUUAGGCCAUUUGUACCUGCCUUAUUAGUCGCUUGUGUAGGCUGAUUUACCCCUAACUCCCUAGGAUGUAUGUAAACUCGGAGGAUUGAGGACUGUUAAGGGUUAGACAUUUGAGAUGGAUUAUCUCUUAUUCUCUCUGAAGGUUCAACGUGGCACCGUGCAUCCAAGAUAAAGGUCACAGUAUUCUUACUUGGGGCACAGGGACAGAACAGACAAAAUGUCAUUUGAGGCGAUAGUUUCAGGGAUUCAAGCGUGAAAAACAAGUACAUUACUCGUGCUUCGUAAUGACAGGUUUGUUUGGUCCCAGCUUUUCCCACAUGCUCCCCGAGGAGUUCGGAAAAAUCAUUUUUAAACCGUGCAAUCCUGUUCAAGGAGAGCAAGCA
Molecule: messenger RNA, 1836 nt
Organism: Acanthaster planci (crown-of-thorns starfish)
Lineage: Eukaryota; Metazoa; Echinodermata; Asteroidea; Valvatida; Acanthasteridae
Product: condensin complex subunit 1-like
Source: RefSeq, a predicted model, not a curated record